AUGGAGAUGGAUGAGCAGAAGGUGGCUGCGGCCGCGGUGGCAGUGGCAGCGGGUACUGCAGCGGCAACUGCAGUGGCAGUAGAGGCAAUACGACGUGCUUCAUUGGAGGCUGAAGAACGAGAACGAGAUUGGGACAUGAUGGACGAAGCAGAAGACGAACGGAACGGAGGAGGUGGAGGUGGUGAUAGUGGUGGUGGUGGUGAUGAUGGCGACGGAGAAGGAGGCUAUGGACACGAAGAGAAUGGUGGACCAGGAGAAGGGGAAACGAUACAUACAGGACGAGAGCAAGAGCAAGAGCGUGACACCAAGCAAGCAAGCAUCAACACCGCUAUUCAAGCCAACGUCCAAGACAGACACAGACACACAACUGUGCUCUUCUUCAGUUUCGGACCCAACGUCAACUUCAGUCUUUUCGGCACGCAGCAACACAAAAGCCGAACGGUUACUCUUGCUUUCGGCCUGGGUGGCUUGGUUUGUGUAUAA
This is a messenger RNA of Exophiala dermatitidis NIH/UT8656, 483 nucleotides long. RefSeq lists its product as uncharacterized. The transcript is spliced from 2 exons. Lineage: Eukaryota; Fungi; Ascomycota; Eurotiomycetes; Chaetothyriales; Herpotrichiellaceae. The coding region runs from base 1 to 483 and encodes 160 amino acids. The record is from RefSeq and is a predicted model, not a curated record.